UGGGAUGAUGUUCCGAAGGCUGUUGGAGACACUCAGUGUGUUUCAAUGGGUUUUAACCUUCUUGUUGAUGGGUGUAUUCUGCAGCCUCCUAACUGGGUACCUCCUCCUGACUCGCUUCUGGCCUCUUGCAGCCCUGUACCUGGCUUGGCUCACCAUCGACCGCCACACCCCGGAAAGAGGAGGUCGGAGGUCACAGUGGGUCAGGAACUGGACGGUGUGGAGAUACAUGCGUGACUACUUCCCCAUCUCGAUGGUGAAAAUGGCCGACCUGGACCCCAAGAGGAACUAUGUCUUUGGCUCACACCCCCACGGGAUAAUGUGUUUCGGCACCUUCUGUAACUUCUGCACAGAGGCAAACGGCUUCUCCGGAAUGUUCCCUGGCAUUACCCCUCACCUGGCCACCCUGAGCGGACUUUUCCGCCUGCCCAUCUUCAGAGACUACCUGCUCAGCGGGGGAGGGUGCUCUGUCAGCAGGUCGAGCCUAGGCCACAUCCUGUCGGAGCGCGGCGCGGGCAACGCCGUGAUCAUUGUGGUGGGAGGGGCGGCAGAAUCGAUGGCAGGCACACCAGGAGACCACUCCGUCUUACUGAAGGACAGGAUGGGCUUUAUCCGACUGGCACUGAGCCACGGGGCCGACCUCGUUCCCGUUUACAGUUUCGGGGAGAACGAUGUCUUUGAGCAGUUGGUCUUCCGGUCGGGAAGUUGGAUGAAGUCGCUCCAGGUGACCUUCCAGAAGUGGAUGGGAUUUGCUCCGUGUUUGUUCCGUGGCCGGGGGCUGCUCUCUGCCCGCUCCUGGGGGCUGUUGCCCUACGCCAAGCCCGUCAUGACUGUAGUUGGUGAACCCAUCACAGUGAGACAGAGCACAAACCCAUCAGAGGAGGAGGUGAGUCACUACCACGCUCAGUACAUGGAGGCCUUGGUCAGGCUGUUCAAUAAAUACAAGGGGCAGUACGGACUGUCCGAAACCACACAGCUCACUAUCUACUGAGCCCACUUCACCCGCGCCCUCGGAGACCAGUACUCAGGAACAGGAGGGAGUCACAUCUUCAUCAAAACCGUGGGACCAUUCUCUCAGAUUCAGAACUCAGAAGGGACAACAUCAAGGGAACUGACACUCACCUGAUCUCCAGAAUGUGUCAGCACACUGACUGUCCCCUCCAUCCCCUUCAGCUCACCGGGAACACAGGCCAUCAGGGAUAGCACAGGGUUAGAGACAGAGUAAAGCUCCCUCUAC
Hemiscyllium ocellatum (epaulette shark) is the source of this 1234-nucleotide messenger RNA. Its product is annotated as diacylglycerol O-acyltransferase 2-like. Gene Ontology annotation, molecular function: diacylglycerol O-acyltransferase activity. NCBI's taxonomy places the organism in Eukaryota, Metazoa, Chordata, Chondrichthyes, Orectolobiformes, Hemiscylliidae. The coding region runs from base 5 to 988 and encodes 327 amino acids. The transcript is spliced from 7 exons. The record is from RefSeq and is a predicted model, not a curated record. Gene Ontology annotation, biological process: triglyceride biosynthetic process. Gene Ontology annotation, cellular component: endoplasmic reticulum membrane.